GUUAUCUCCCAUGUGUUAGACUAGUUCUGGCGUUUAUGUGGUACAAUUACGUUGUGUAUUUUCCACAGCAUCUUUCUUGCUAAAUUAAGACCAUUUGCGCAGCUUCAUGUAAAGAAGAUAGUUUAGCUUUAAAACGGGUCGUCGAAAUAUAUAAGUAAGGUCCCAAGUGAAUUUUUAAACAUUUGCGUCAAGCUUGAUAAAAGUCGUCAGUAUCUUAUUAACCAGUGAACGCUGUAACAGUGAGAGGCUAAUAACGUUAGGCUAACGUACUAACGGAAAGGAGAAAGCCGCCAACCUUAUCUUCUGAAGUAACGCUAAGGUCGUUUGAUUUGCGUAAUGUCGCUGGCAUCCUGAGACUCAUUAAUGUUAUAAGCGACCUGCGAGUGCUGAAAAAUGAACACACCGCUCGGAAGGAACGGCCUAAUUGGGCUUGCUGUCGGAGCUACAGUCGGCUUGGGCAUGAUUGCCUUAAUAAUUUACAGGGAGAUCAGUAAAAGAAGAUCCCAUAGACUGGUGAAGACAGCCUGCUCAGUUCCUCUGCUGUUGGACGAGACAACGCUGGAUGCACAAGAGGCAGAGGCUCAGCAGCAGGCUCUGGCGGCAGUGGAGGCAGUGGUGCAGGGCCUGUCACCAGCACAGCAGCUGGAGCUCAGGAACCAGCUGGACCAGGUGCUUAGCUGCGUGGCCUCGCUGCGUUCAGAGGUGGCUGAGUUGAGGGGUGGUCUGCAGGACAUUGCCCUACAAAUCAUCCAGGAUGUCAAAAAGGGGGUUGAAGACAGUCAGCGAGUCCGUCGGCGGCGUCAUUUCAUCCACAGAGAACGCAUUGACUCCCCCAGCUCCAGUUCCAUCUACUUCACUGCCAGUCAGGGCAUGGUCAGCACAUAUGAAGAAACCAGCGAAGGAGGGUACUCAACAGCCUAUGCUGACUCAGACUACACAGACCGCGACACAGAUAGAGAGGAGGGCAGGCAGGAUCCUGAACAGGAAUCUGAGGAGGAAGAAGAAGAUAGGAGCUGUGCCACAGUGCUCACCCUCUGCCAGGAAAACUCUCAGGAACAGGAGGUGGAGGACGACGGAGGACUGGAGGAGGAAGAUGAUGAGGGGAGGCUGGUGACUGAAGUCCCCUGCGGGGAGCUGGCUCUCCUCCUGGCUCAGAGUGACAUCCUUCACACAGGAGAUGCAAAAUUAAAAGCAGAGGGCUUUCAGCUACUGCUGGACAACAGAGCAGAGUAUGGAGACAGCAGGGAGUUUCUGUGGCGACUGGCUCGGGCCUACUGUGAUAUAUAUGAGUCCACUGAAGACGAACAGCAGCGGAAGGCCUAUGCACAACAAGGUAAUGGACACAUGUGUCACAAUAUAAUUAUUAUAAUAAUGACUCAGAGUAAGUGUCACAAAUGGUUUGCUGUGCUGACAGGACUGACCACUCAGCACGACAGCAUGCAUGGCAAACUGAAGAGCAGCCACAUCUUAAAGGAGCAUCUGGACCAUGCAGUCGCCCUCAGAGAUGAUGACCCCAUGUGUUUCUACCUUCUUGGUAAAUGGUGUUAUGAGGUGGCUACUCUGGAUUGGUUGGAAAAGAAGGCAGCUGCUGCCAUCUACCAGAGUCCCCCCUUUGCCACACUACAUGAUGCCCUUGAGAACUUCCUCAAGGCAGAGGACCUCAGUCCAGGUUUCUCCAAGACAGUGAGACUUUACAUUGCAAAGUGUCACAAGGAUUUGGGAAACAUAUCUGAGGCCACAAACUGGACCGAGCUGGCUCUGAAGAUGCCCACAAACACUAAUGACAUAGAGACCACUAACCUGGAGGCACAGCUUCGGAUCUGAACAAUUACAUUUCUUCUGAGAUCCAGCAGAUGGCAUUGAUUGGCUGGUUAGGCCACCAGUCCCUGCUAAUAUCCCAUAACGACA
Messenger RNA from Monopterus albus (swamp eel), 1908 nucleotides. It is a transcript of the gene rmdn3, whose product is annotated as regulator of microtubule dynamics 3. Gene Ontology annotation, cellular component: cytoplasm; spindle microtubule; mitotic spindle pole. Bases 394 to 1824 code for a protein of 476 amino acids. Gene Ontology annotation, molecular function: microtubule binding. The transcript is spliced from 12 exons. NCBI's taxonomy places the organism in Eukaryota, Metazoa, Chordata, Actinopteri, Synbranchiformes, Synbranchidae. The record is from RefSeq and is a predicted model, not a curated record.